This is a messenger RNA of Psylliodes chrysocephalus, 3702 nucleotides long. NCBI's taxonomy places the organism in Eukaryota, Metazoa, Arthropoda, Insecta, Coleoptera, Chrysomelidae. The record is from the annotation of a GenBank genome assembly.
CGAAGAUUUAAAUAAAUAUUGUAAUUAAUUAUCUCGGUAAGAUUAGUAAUGAUCAUGCAGUAAAUAGAUCCCAAAUAAAAAUCGUUAGGUAUAUAAAACUUUAAAAUUGGGAAUGCGGAACAUUUUAAUUCAAAAUGUUUCAUUCGCUUUACCACUUGAUAUUCUUUGUCUGGACAUUUAUGUCAAUAACCAAUAACACAGUUACCCCUAAAUGUUUUCCACAAACGGAUUCAACAAUUGACUUCAGCAAAUGGGCGUGCAACAACAUUACUCUCUCCAGAGAUAACCCAGAUUUACAAACCGUCAAUACAACCCAUUUGCGUGGUUUUGGAUUUUAUUUUUCGCAAGGACAGGUCGACUCUACUCUUCUCAAAAAUUUUACAGAGUUAAAGAACUUUUUUAUAGACGUCAGCAAGUUAGAUAGGUUUGAAUUUAAGUCUGACAGCCUGAAGAAUUUUUUAUUUGCAAGAACUGAAGUACCACAAGGGUCUAAUUUUGCAAACUGCUGCAUUGCUUUAGAAAAACUAAUUGUAAAAUCCAGUAAAGGGCUGGAACUCGAACAUGAAGGUUUUACUGGGCUUAAAAGAUUAAAGUCGCUAUAUAUAAAGGACCAAAACAUAAAACAUAUUACUAGAAACACCUUUAUAGGACUGUGCAAAUUAAAGCAAUUGUCGUUAAUCAAUAAUUCUAUAGAUACCAUACAGGAAGAUUCAUUUGUAGACUUGGUUAAUCUUAGAGAAUUAUAUAUCGAAGAUAACACUCUCAAAUCCAUACACCAAAAAGCUUUUGAACCGCUGAGUCAUUUAAGAUCUUUGACUGUUUACGGUAACAAUUUGGAACCUCUGCCUUUGUGGAUGUUCAAAAAUCAGAAUAAAUUGAGAGAGAUAGGAUUGCCAUUCAAAACUUGGACUGACAUCGAUAUUGAAAAGUUUCCUAUGAUGUUUCCUGAAUUGGGUUUCUUUUCUUAUAAAAGCGGAACUGAGUCUCAUGGGGAAAUUGAAUAUGUUAGAAGGAAACAUAAAAAGUUGGUUACAUUGUUAUUUAGAGAUAAAGACACGUGAAGAAUUAAAAAAUCAGCAGGAAAUCUGCAUGGUACUGGAGGUCGUGUUUUAGGAAGAAUAUACAAGACGAUAAACAAAAAAUGUGAUAUUUUAAACCGUUAUGUUUAAAAGAAAUUAUACAAAUAUUUAUUAGUAUGUAAAAUAAUAAAUAUUAUUUUUAGGUUCUUAAUUUUUAUUACAAAUAUCCAGGGUGGCAAAAGACUUAAGCAUUGGCUCCGUUUAAAAAUUUUCCAGGGGGGCAAGUCUUAUACGCAGGGUCAAAACGCCGCAGGCUAUAGUCGAAAGCCAUGACAAAAAAUCAAAAAUUUUAAAUCCAGGGCGAGAGGGGGAGGGGACAGACGCCGUCCUGCCGUCAAUAUGAUUUUAUUAUUUAAAAAUUUUAACAUUUUGUAAAAAUAUGUUUAUUUUAAAAAAUUAAUUGUAUCGUUUGCAGAACAUAUGGAAUUUAGGUUUUUUAUGAAAGUACCUGAAUACGGGGAAAUCAGGGAAUACAAUAAACCCGAGAGACUGCAUUAUUCUAGGCUGAACAUAACCCUACCCGCUUAUAAGCGACAAAUACAAAGCUAGGUUUUAAUAUUGGAAAUAUUUUUGUUCGUUAUGAGGGACAAAGUUGCGAGUUUUUGUACAAUGAAAAAAGACACGGUAUUGAGGUUAUAUGACGUAAUAAUAUAGCUCUAUGGUGUGAGACACAUAUAUGCUGGGAUCGGCCAAAAGAAAAACAGAUCCGGUUUCAGGCAAUUUCGACACGGGUUUAAAUUUUAUUAUUUAAAUAAUAAACAAUUAAUUUCAAAAUUACAAAUUUACUCUUAUAAAGAGUUCAUUGUCUUGGAUAUUAUCAGCAAUCCACAUUUCUUUUUUCGUUUUUUCUCUGACAUGUGCAACGGAAUUACGCCAAUUUUGUUCAGUGGCAUGUUCAAAUGCUUUAUCUAUCAGUGAAUGAACAUCCUGUGUCUUGAAAUCAAAGUUGUUCAUAAAAAUAUAGUGCUUUACCUGAUUUCAUAUCAUCUUGAUCGCAAUGAUACGAUUGCCCUCUGUAUGCGUUGGCAACUUCAAAUAGCUCAGAUUUAAAAAAAAAAGACGUGAAAGAAAUUUUUUUUUUUCGGUUAAUUUUUUAUUUCGGGUUUUUUCCAUUCCAUUUACGGGAAUAAUACGAAGCGUUUUCCAUAACAACAACGUUAUUUCGUCCAUUUUUGGGCAAGUUAAGAAUCAGCGACUCCUUAAACCAUUGCUCAAAAUAGUCGUCGUUCAUUUCGUCAUGAUAAUCGCCUUCGUUUUUCUUUGCCAAGAAAACACGCACGCAGCAAGGUAAAAAUCCACCUUCGUAUCCUGCAUGAACAAUAACGAAACGUGGAUCUCUUUAUGUAGGAGCUUAUAGGCCUGUGGUUAAACCCUUUAUAAAAGAAUUUCUACGAUUUUUUAUGGUGUUAUUACACCAUGUAUAGUUAACCGUUUGAACCACGUUGUCCCAAGUAUCAUCUAAAUAAAUAAGGUUACAAUUUUGUUGGCUAUAUCAUUUGAUGGCUCUUAAAUACCUGUGCAGUCAAUAACAUUAUACUUUUACGACCACGCUUCGCAUAUUCAUAACCACUAUGUUUAAUCAAUCUACAUAGAAUUCUUAAAAAGAACGAUUAUGAAUUCUAAUUCCCUCGAAUAAUAACGUAAAUUGCAUUCAAAGUUGGCGGAAUAGUUUUUUAAAACAAAUCAUUGUGCACAAUUCUUCUUAGUCAGCUCUUAAAACCCUUAUCCACUUUUUUCUUCUUGCAGAAGAUUUCAAUUCGCCAUUGUUUUGUUUGUUCCUCCUCCUUCUUGAUGGUAUAAAUUGGUUUUUCAUUGACCCCACCCAUUUUGGAAGCACUACUUACUGCUGCAGUCACACUCAAUUUAUCUUCAUUGACUAAAUAACAAAUCAUAUUAAAAAUCACAAUUUUCGCAUUCGCAUGUAGCAUUUGCCCGCGUUUGAAGUUCUUAAACACCAUGUUUCAGGUAAGAAAUCACAACUAAACAAACCCCAAAAAAAAGUUAUUGAGUAAUUAAACGUCAAAGUUUUGACAAUGAUAAAAAAUUUAUGGUCUAAAAUAUGCGUAUCUAAUAUGAAUUCUUCUAGCGCCACAUUAGGCAGAAGUUCAGCCGCCGAAAAUGAGCCGGAGAUCUUUGUGUAGUAAAUUCAAAUACUAGGUGUUUCAACCGAUUUUCAGCUCAAUGUAGCGAGUUAACGAAUUGCUCCUAAGAGAUUAUAGGAUUUGUCUGCAGCAGAUGUUCUGCUGCUGAAGAUAACUAAAUAAAAGGUCGACUAAAAAUCGGUAGAAUCUGAAGAGGUCAGCUAAGCAUCGGAAGACGAGGAGAAAAUAUAAUACGAUUAUUUCACAAGAUUGUAAGUUUUUCUAAUAAAAAAAUAUGAAUAGUCAUGCUUUUUAAUUAAAGAAAUAUAAUUAUUAAAGUUGAGGGAGGGCUCUUUUAGUGUUAGAUAUUCUUCCAUUCUAAUUUUACUCAAGACACAAUAAUUUUUUUCAAUAUUUAAUACAUUAUACAAGGUAUUCCAAGUUAUAUAAAACGAAGAUAAUUUUAAGCACAGAGGUUCAUAUCAACAAUGGUCCGAUUUCCAUUAGUAGCAAAGUUACUGCGUGGUUCAAAAUUGAGAGGA